AUUAAUUUCACAACCAGUGCUACUCAUUCCGUAGUUCGGGUCGUGUGUACGUCUGUAACAGUUUCAAUUUUUAAACAUGAAUUUGCUAACAAAAGAAUUUUUUCGAUUGAUCCAAUUGCCACUCCUAGUUUACAUCAAUGUAUUAACCAUUGCCCAGCCAUCGGUCGAAAUUAAAUGCACAUACGAAUAUCAAAUGUGGGGAAUGCAGAGCAUCGGCACAAUCUACGAGUGCGAAUGCAAAGAGAGCAUUAAAGCACCCGAACGAAAUACGGUCGUAUCGAAUGUGACUGGAAUGCACGUCCCCUCCGCAAACAAUUCAAAUGUGCAGGGAAUUCACAUCUUCGGCGCUUCAUAUUUACCGACAGGUAUAGAGAAGUUUUUCCCAAACUUGAUUGGGCUCAGUGUGGAACAGCAUUUGAAAGAAAUUACGAAAAAUGAUUUGGAACCAUUUCCGAACCUAAAACAUGUGUGGUUGGCUCGUAAUCAGUUGGAAGUGAUCGAAGAGGACCUUUUUGUAUACAAUCCAGACUUGGUGUACAUUUCAUUGAGACAAAAUUUUAUCAAAGAAAUCGAUUCGAAUGUCUUCGAUCACCUCGAUCGACUGUCGAUACUUGAACUCGAUCGCAAUGAAUGCUUAAACGAUAAUGCAAUUGGACGGUAUGCCGUAGUGCAACUUAUUAAACAAGUAAAGGAAAAAUGUACAGUGGAACAAACGACUGAAACAACCGGUCCAGUCACAGCCCCUGCUAAAAUGAAAAUUACCCAACAAGAGCUGUUGAACGAAAAGGAAAUACUGACCGAAAAAGUGCACUUUUGGAAAAGUUUCAGCAUUAUCCUUUUGUUAGUAGCUGUGUUUGUAACGAUAGUUGUAAUGGGUGUGCUCAUCCAAAGGCAUGGCGGACAUAAUGUAGUUAAAUUCGUUUUAUUUAGAAAUUCUUAAAUUUAACCGAAAUAAAAUUACAAUUUUACUCGUACACAA
This is a messenger RNA of Bradysia coprophila, 979 nucleotides long. RefSeq lists its product as uncharacterized. The record is from RefSeq and is a predicted model, not a curated record. Gene Ontology annotation, molecular function: protein binding. NCBI's taxonomy places the organism in Eukaryota, Metazoa, Arthropoda, Insecta, Diptera, Sciaridae.